Messenger RNA from Ostrea edulis (European flat oyster), 2857 nucleotides. RefSeq names its product rab-like protein 2A. The record is from RefSeq and is a predicted model, not a curated record. The transcript is spliced from 8 exons. Gene Ontology annotation, molecular function: GTP binding; GTPase activity. NCBI's taxonomy places the organism in Eukaryota, Metazoa, Mollusca, Bivalvia, Ostreida, Ostreidae. The coding region runs from base 36 to 725 and encodes 229 amino acids. Gene Ontology annotation, cellular component: Golgi apparatus; endosome.
AAUGCACCAUAUAAAUUCUUUCGGCGAACAUAAACAUGGCUAAUGUUGAACCUGACUACGAGCAGAAAGGAGAACAUGGCGAAACAAAAGUCAAGAUAAUAUGUUUGGGCGACAGUGCAGUAGGAAAAUCAAAAUUGGUGGAGAGAUUUUUGAUGGAUGGAUAUAAACCUCAGCAGCUGUCUACCUAUGCUCUAACUUUAUUCAACUACCAGACAGAGCUCAGUGAUGAAAAAGUAUCAGUAGAUUUCUGGGACACAGCAGGCCAGGAGCGUUUUAAUAACAUGCAUCCCUCAUAUUACCACAAUGCACAUGCAUGUAUUUUGGUGUUCGACACAACGAGAAAAGUCACGUAUAAAAAUUUGCCCAAUUGGCUAAAAGAAUUAAGGGAAUAUAGACCUGAAAUCCCUUGUUUGUGUUGUGGAAAUAAAAUUGACGUGGACUAUUCAAUAACGAAAAAAGCAUUUACAUUCCCGAAAAAACAUGGCAUGCCAUUCUAUUUUGUAUCAGCAUCAGACGGGACCAAUGUUGUAAAAUUAUUCAAAGAUGCAAUACGUGCUGCUGCAGCUUACAAAAAUAAUUCCACGGAUUUCAUGGAUGAAAUCAUGAGGGAAUUGGAGAAUUUUGAAUUAGAGACAGACAAUGCAACUAACACCGAUUGUGCACUUGACUCUGCUGGUAAUUCAGAGGAUAAAAAGGAGGUCAAGGAUGGUAACUCUUCCAGUUGAGAGUAGCCUCCCUUAGACAUAGCGUGUAAAAUACAUUUGUUAUUUAUUCUGAUUGCCUUUGUAUAGACUGGAGAUCAAUCUAAGGAUAGCACCAACAUUGUGGGCAAUAUUGUUGCCCAUUAUUUCUGCUAUCUACUUGAACACAGUAGUGUUGGACAGUCAUUAUUUGCACUUGAAUUCCUUUUGCAAAUAGGAGAUAAACAUUACAUUUUUCUUAGCUAUUUCUAAAUGGAGAUAUUGGCAUAUUAGUAACCUUAUGUCUGAAGAUUGAAUGGGGAAAUCAUCAGCACCUACUUUAUGAGGGUUAAAUGAUGGGAGAUGAGUUGGCCCAUUUGUUUACGAUGUAAUGCAUGUAUUAUUAAGUGCAGAUUUUGUUUGAAUGUUGCUUGAUAAUUCCUGGGAGGUUGUGCUCAUGUAUGCAAUGCAUUGUCUUGAGCUAUGAAUUUUUUCUAUGCAUGAAGUUGGACCAGACUUAAAAAUUUUGUUCUCAGUUUAUGACCCACAAUAUUUCAGGUUGGGUAGGUAGGCAUGCUGGGUAAUGAAGAAAUACUUGAUUUUAUGUAAUUUUAUUGAUUUAUUUAAUUAGGUCUUUCACAAACUAAUUAUCAGAACCAAGAAGCAAUUUCAAAUCUCAUAAACAUGUUUUUAACACCGUCCUCCCCCACAGGGAGCAUGAAUAUUGAAAUAAUGAAAACUGGUGAGGCAAUGAAUGACUGAGCUGUGAGUAAUUAAUAAUAAAAUGCAUACUCUUUGGUUUAUUCACAUUGCAAAUGAUGAUUAAUAUUUGAUGUAGUCCCAGAGGUAGAGAAAGCAAUUAAAAAUGUGAGCAAUUUUAGUAACUUAUUAAUAAAUUAUUAGCAAACAACAAUAUUAUUGUAAGUAUAUUCUAUAAUUAGAAGAUUGAACAAUGUCACCAUCCACUUCAAGGUUUUUUGAAUGGUGUUUUCUUGGUAUAAUAUGCACAUACUUACACGUGUAUUCCAUGUUGCUUUGUCUCUGCGUCUUUCAAUUUGUCUGUUUGCAACUCUUAAUCUUGGACUUGUUGAACUGAAGGAUGAAGGUCAAGCCAUGAACUGGCCUGUCAAGGUGAAGUUAUGAACUGGCCAUGCUUGGAAGCAUGAUGCUUCAAAAAUGCAAUUUAUUUUUUAUGAAUUUGUUGGUGUAGACUUGCCUGAUUUUGUUUGUAUGCUCAUUUAAGAAUUCAUUCAGAGCCAGUUUUUUUAAACAUCAUUUAAUGUACUUGAACAUUCUCACAUUGUGACAACCAAGUUUCAUAUGUUAUUUGAUAGGUAUACAUGGAAGUGAUACAAUACAAAAACUGUACUUUAAUUUAAGAUUAAAAAUCUUAUUGAAACCAUUUUUUUGUGUAUUAAAGUAAUGAUCGAGUUUUAAUCUUUCUCAUUCACAAAUGUAAUGUAAAAUUAUCUUCUGUAUUGUGCAAAAGGGAAAUAAUGUGAUAGUUUGAUUUGUGUUGUGUGUGUACACUUGUACAUGUAUAAUAUGUAUUCCUUGUCUUGCCAAUAUGCCAAUGCUAAAAAUAGAAUGCAACAUUGCUAGUAUUUUAUGCAGUGUUCAGCGAGUUAAUGAAAAUAAACACAUGCUGUGUACAUUCAUGAGAAAGACAGUUAUGCAUGCAACUAGUGUAAAAUUUUGGGUUUUUUCUGUUUUUAAAUUUCUAUAUUAGAUUUAGGUCACAACUUUAAAUUUUAUCUUUCGUUCUUGAGCAUGUUGUAUUGUUUAUCAUUUUGAUGAUUUAAAAACAUUGCAGGAAAAUAUAUCCACAAUGGUUUUUAAUGGUUUUAGCACAUGCAUUUGUUUGUAACGGGGUACAUGUGAAUUGCAUGAAAAAUGUUACAGUAACAACAUUUUUUGAGGUUCUGUACAAGUGUGUGUGUGUGUGUGAAAAAGUGUGUUUUUAAGUUCUUUGUAAAUAGAACCACUGGUUAGAAAUGGAUGACAUGUUUUAGAUAAUCUGUAACUAGCUAGUUUGUUUCUGGCGGAGUACAGGGAUGGAGUGAAGAUGCCAUCUGCUGUAUAGUUAGCUGACCUAUAAUAGGUAUCAGAUAGAUAUGUAAGUUUAUGUAUCAUCAGUGUCCGUCCUUAUUGAAUAAAACAUACGUAUAACAGUUUUU